This is a messenger RNA of Sclerotinia sclerotiorum 1980 UF-70, 231 nucleotides long. RefSeq lists its product with no specific name. NCBI's taxonomy places the organism in Eukaryota, Fungi, Ascomycota, Leotiomycetes, Helotiales, Sclerotiniaceae. Bases 1 to 231 code for a protein of 76 amino acids. The transcript has a single exon. The record is from RefSeq and is a predicted model, not a curated record.
AUGUCCACACCAAAGAUCACUAAAAGAAGUAUCCCUGUCCUCUGGCGUCAAUCGACCCUGAUGAAAGAUGGCCCAAACUUCUUAUGGAACGAUGACAGAAACGAGGCUGAGCCUUUUGCACACCACCAAGAUGAAAUGUAUGAGAAUGACAUCCACCGUCAUGCCUACCUGGUACCUACCUACCUACCUACCUACCUACCUACCUACCUACCUACCUAUCUACCUACCUAG